AUGCAAACCGCUGUCAUAACCAUCAGCGAGCACCUGUACCAUCCAACAUGGGUCCCCAUACACAAUCUGGUGGGGCGACUACAUAACGUACCUGAUCAACCACCAGCCGAAAUGGGGGAUACUAAAGUGAUGCAUAUCCAUGACUUGGUCGACGAGUCGUAUGUGCAGAAUGACGUCGAGUUGAUGGAAGAUGAGCAAAUACCAGAAGGUUGGAAAGCAGGAACAAAUUCGGAGUGA
Messenger RNA from Sphaeroforma arctica JP610, 237 nucleotides. RefSeq lists its product as hypothetical. Bases 1 to 237 code for a protein of 78 amino acids. The record is from RefSeq and is a predicted model, not a curated record. The transcript has 2 exons. NCBI's taxonomy places the organism in Eukaryota, Ichthyosporea, Ichthyophonida.